CCGAAACAUAAGUAAAAGAAAAUGUUCAAAUUAUCGGAGCUGGUGCGCUGGCUGGGGCUAACCGAGUUCGAGAUAUUGGUUAAUCUGUGCGGCCUGCUCGUGUUUACCAUAACGCUGGUCUUUAAGAUAUCGGGCACAUUUAACAAUAUAAUGCCGGAGCUAAUGUGCGACUGGUUUAGCAUAUUCAGUCCAUUGUUCUUCAUCGAUAUAUGCAAUGCAUAUUUUUGCGUUAUUGUUGGCAUACGCAUGUACCUGGACUCGGAUAACAAACGGAAGGCGCUGCAUCGUUUCAUGUGGAGCACAUAUUUCCUUGUACUUAUCGCCAUCUUCAAGUAUUUGCUGUGCCUCAAGCUAUCCGGCAAAACGGGCCUCGAGUACAGCGAAGUUUUCUCGCCCAUUUUCGUGCUGCUGCAGCUUGUUGCGGUUCGUGCCUGCCAGCUGCCCAACUCUAUUUAAAAUCAUCUAAUCUACAUUGUAAACCCCCUCCU
This is a messenger RNA of Drosophila virilis, 488 nucleotides long. Its product is annotated as transmembrane protein 203. The record is from RefSeq and is a predicted model, not a curated record. Gene Ontology annotation, biological process: intracellular calcium ion homeostasis. Gene Ontology annotation, cellular component: endoplasmic reticulum. Lineage: Eukaryota; Metazoa; Arthropoda; Insecta; Diptera; Drosophilidae.